Molecule: messenger RNA, 414 nt
Organism: Leptinotarsa decemlineata (Colorado potato beetle)
Lineage: Eukaryota; Metazoa; Arthropoda; Insecta; Coleoptera; Chrysomelidae
Product: platelet-derived growth factor receptor alpha-like
Source: RefSeq, a predicted model, not a curated record
UGUUUCACUUACUCUUUCAGGUAAACAACUUGGUUCGGGAGCGUUUGGUGUAGUAAUGAAAGGAGAAGCUAAACACAUAAUCGAGGGCGAACCUGUUACCGUUGUAGCGGUUAAGAUGGUUAAAAAAAAUGCUGAUCGUACUCAUAUCAAGGCUCUAGCCUCCGAACUCAAAAUAAUGGUGCAUUUAGGAAAACAUUUGAAUGUUGUUAAUCUUCUUGGUGCUUGUACGAAGAAUGUGAUAAAAGAGGAAUUACUGGUUAUUGUUGAAUACUGCCGAUACGGGAAUUUACUCAAUUAUCUUUUGAGACAUCGGAGUCAUUUCGUGAAUCAAGUAGAUCCUUUAACCAAGAAAGUUAAUUAUAAUAUUGGACAAGAAAUACUGGACCGGACAUAUUCAGUCUCAAGUAGCAAAAG